Molecule: messenger RNA, 2681 nt
Organism: Photinus pyralis (common eastern firefly)
Lineage: Eukaryota; Metazoa; Arthropoda; Insecta; Coleoptera; Lampyridae
Gene: Sec3
Product: exocyst complex component 1
Exons: 10
Coding region: 118-2649 (843 amino acids)
Biological process (GO): exocytosis; Golgi to plasma membrane transport
Cellular component (GO): plasma membrane; exocyst
Molecular function (GO): phosphatidylinositol-4,5-bisphosphate binding
Source: RefSeq, a predicted model, not a curated record
ACAGCCGUUUUGCAGUGAAUCCACAGAGUUGUAUAUAAGACAGUGAAUCAAUCACCUAACCUUACAAUUGAAAUACAAAUGUAAACUAGUUCUUAUAAGUUAAGAGAAGAAUAGAAAAUGACCACAAUAAGACACACAUUACAACAGGAAGUGUUUCAAGCUAACGAAGAAAGGCUACUAGCAACUUGUCAUGUGGGCAAAUUGUUCAAGAAGAAGAAAUCGUCAUUCCUCUGCAUUGUGUCUUCGAUUAGUGUACCGAUCAACAUUUCAAUAGUACAAAUCAAGCAGUCCGAUAAGAUUUACAAGAAGAAGCGAGCAUGGUCUCUAUCUGAGCUCAAAGUGGUCGAUGGUAAAACUGAAACAAUUGACACGAAUGAGUUUGACUUACACAUCGAUAAAGUAUAUCGAUGGGCAGCCUCUAGCGUACAAGAGAGGCAGGUCUUUAUCAUUACACUUUUUAAACAAUGCUCGAAGCAUCUCCUAAAAGAUAGGCCCAUUUUUAAGAAUAUUCCGAAAGCGUGGACGAUUGAAGAUGUGUUAACUCCGGAAAAUAAAUAUGUUUCAUCUCCCUUAAUGGCCCUUGAUCCGGAUUUAUCAGAUGACUUUCAGGCUAUCACAGAUAAAGAGCAAGAAGAUUUGAAUAGAUUAAUGAAUGAUUGUGAAUUUGCAAUUAGUAAUGCAGAAGCGUUCAUGGAAGUUUUAGCUAGAGAUCUCUCGUUAUUAGACGGCGAAAAUGUCCAAUCCAUAUUAGCUUCACAAGUGGAGACGUUAAUGGAACAACUCGAAACAGCGAUUGAAGAGGCAGAUAAAAUUGAGCAGCGCUUAGACUCAUAUGACGACAUUUUAAAACACGUGAAAGAUGCAAUGGAGAAAAUGGAAAAAAAGAAUUCUAUGAUUGGCAUCGCGAAUAAAAAUAAUUUGCACUUAUUGAACGAAUUAGAAAACAUUGUGAAACAAUUGGAUUUGCCACGUAAAUAUCAAGAAAUUUUAGACGAUGCCGAUUUAACAAAUAAUCAAGGUUUAAAGUCGGCAAUAGAGGCUGGAAAUGCACUAAGGGAUGCCAUGAAUUCACAGUUAGAUCCAGCUCUUGUUCGCAUGGCCGCUGUUCAAGAACAGAGGAAGCGAUUCGAGAAGUAUAAGGAUAAAUUUUCGAGAAGUAUUUGUAGGCAGUUGAAUAAUCUUUUUAUUCACUAUGGUAAUGAUAAAGGAGAGUCGGAAAAAACUACAGAUGGAUUGGUUUUACCUCAGCAUAGUUUGGUGCAUAAGGAAUUAAGUACUUACGCGGAAUUGAUGCAUUGGCUCAAGGUGAUGGACCGUAAAGCAUACGACGGACUAAAAAAAGUGUACACAGAUUCAUUAGGAAAAUUGUAUGACCGAGACAUUCGCAGUUUAUUUGAUUUGGCAAAGGAAAGAGUAGCAAACACAACCCAAGUAACAUCCCCCAUAAAGGCAUGUGCACUUUUGGGACUAGACCGAGAACAAUGGACCAUUGACACAACGCCUGGAGAACGUACCCGUUACGAAGGGACAUUGGAACAAGUAUUAUCACAACUUGAACCCAUUUGUUUACAAGAACAACAAUUUUGUAUGGCAUUUUUUCAAUUAGAUAUUCUCAGCCCUAGCUCUAAGAAUACUCUUACUACGCUGGAUGGAAUCGAAGCUGAUGUUGCGGUUGUCUCCCACCGAAAGGUAGAAAAACAGAUUAAUGAAGACGUUCGUAAUAUGAUGGUUAGUCUGUUUUCGUGCCUUGAAGAGGAACUACUUAGUUUCAUAGGACAUAUAGAAAAGCAAGACGUUUUUUGUUGCAUGUAUGUUUUAGUACGUUUCAAUCAGCAUGUAAUGUCUGCGCAAAGUUCAUUUCUAAGUAACACAUUAGCAUCAGUGCUGGUAAAUAUUAAACGUUCGUUAGAUCGUUUCAUGCAAACACAAGUUGACUCGAUAAAAGAAUGCCGCUUACCUAGACGCUCUAAAUGUGGCAUAAUGCCUUACGUUUUCAACUUGGAGGAAUUUGCCAGAUAUGGAGACGUCUUACUUAAAAGUGAUCGCAGAGCGGACUUAGAAAAAUGGUACACACGUUUAAUUGAUACUAUAUUGGAAUGUAUAGCAUUGCAUUCUAUUGACCAUGGUAAAACUCCAACUCAAGUUAUAAAAAUGGAAAAUUAUCACUAUUUAUACUCUCUACUUUCUCAGUUAAAACUAUCAGUAUUAGAUGCACAGAGAAAGGAAGCUAAGCAAAAGUACAACGAUGCACUUGCUCUCUAUGUCACUCAGUACUUUGGAAGACCAUUGGAAAAAUUAAAUAUUUUUUUCGAUGGAGUUCAAGCAAGAGUUGCAAGCGGCGUAAAGGCCUCUGAAGUUAGCUAUCAACUUGCGUUUAGUAAACAAGAAUUACGUAAAGUUAUCAACCAGUACCCCUCAAGUGCGGUGAAGAAAGGUAUUGAAGCGCUAUACAAAAAGGUAGAGAAACACCUUUCUGAAGAAGGGAAUCUCCUCCAAGUAGUGUGGCGAGCAAUGCAAGAAGAAUUUAUACGACAAUACAAAAUGCUAGAAGAACUCAUACAACAAUGCUAUCCAGGUUCAUUGAUUACAUUAGAAUUUACAAUCACAGAUAUAUUGAAUUUUUUCUCAGAGAUUGCUCGGUCGCAUUAAUUUUGUUUGCAUAAAAUAUAUUUACAAUUUAA